AAAUAAUCAGUAGGCAUUUGUCGAUAGUGUAUAUUCGUUGCAGCGGGUCGUACGUAAAGAUUUGCGAAAAUUCAUAAUCGCGGAACCGCCUACGCCCGGUUUAUAAAUACAUUUUGUGUUAGUGCACAGUGACUGGAUUUUGUGAAAAUGUCCAACGCACCAGUGAAAAAAGUCCCGAUACACUUGCAGAGCUCCCAAAACCGUCUGCUCAUCAAAAAUGGGAGGGUUGUCAACGAUGACGGAAUGGAAGAUCUGGAUGUCUACAUUGAAGAUGGCGUCAUCAAACAAAUCGGGCGCAAUCUCAUCAUCCCCGGAGGCACCAGGACCAUCGAUGCCACUGGCAAGCUGGUGAUGCCAGGAGGCAUUGACCCUCACACGCACUUCGAACUGGAGAUGAUGGGCGCCAAGUCCGCUGAUGACUUUUAUAAGGGGACCAGAGCGGCCAUCGCUGGGGGAACAACUUGUGUCAUUGACUUUGUACUGCCGCAGAAGGGCCAGUCUUUGCUGGAGGCGUACAAUAAUUGGAGGGAGAAAGCUGACAACAAGGUAUGCUGCGACUACGCUCUCCACGUAGGAGUGACCUGGUGGUCUCCCGCAGUCAAGAAGGAGAUGCAACAGUUGACUUCAGAGCAGUAUGGAGUCAACUCCUUCAAGAUGUUCAUGGCAUAUAAGGAUGCGUGGAUGCUGGAUGACUAUGACCUGUAUUGUGCGAUGGAGGCAUGUGCUGAGCUUAGGGCUUUGCCCCAGGUACAUGCUGAAAACGGUCACAUAAUUGCCCGUAACACUGAGAAGUUACUUGCCAAAGGUCUGACGGGUCCCGAGGGUCACCAGCUGUCCCGAGAUGAGGAGGUGGAAGGAGAGGCUGUUAACAGGGCCUGUGUCAUCGCUAACCAGGCGAACUGCCCCCUAUACAUAGUGCACAUGAUGUCCAAGAGCGCAGUCCGCUACCUGCAGCUGGCGCGCGGGAAGCAACGACAUGCACUCUUCGGAGAAACCCUCGCCGCUACUGUGGGGACCGAUGGCAGCCACUACCGCAACGCGUGCUUCCGUCACGCGGCGGCGCACGUGCUGUCGCCGCCGCUGCGCCCGGACCCCGACACGCCACGCGCCGUGUGCGAGGCGCUGGCUGAUGACCAUCUCCAACUGAUAGGCAGCGACAACUGCACGUUCCACGAGAAGGACAAGGAGCUUGGCAAGGAUAACUUCGCUAAGAUUCCCAACGGCGUCAACGGCGUGGAGGAUCGCAUGGCAGUUUUGUGGCAGAAUGCUGUUAACACCGGUAUAAUGGACCCGUGCCGCUUCGUAGCAGUGACCAGCUCCAAUGCUGCCAAGAUCUUCAACAUCUGGCCGCAGAAGGGACGGAUUGCACUGAACAGUGACGCCGACAUCGUCAUCUGGGACCCCAAGCUUGAGAGAACCAUCUCUGCUGCCACACACAAGCAGGCUGUUAACUUUAAUAUUUUUGAGGGCCAACACGUAGUGGGCAGCCCUCAGUACGUGAUUGUCAACGGUCGCGUUUGUCUCGACGACGGAGAACUUAGAGUUGUUGAAGGUUUCGGCAAAUUCCUGAAGACUCCGGUAGACGCUCCCAUCGUCUACGGCGAGACAAACAACCACCACGAGGAAGUACAGCACAGACCUGGGUACCUGGACACUCCCACACGAGUCACUAACGGAACUCCUUCCCCGGAUCUAGGCCAGCUGACGAAGAGCAUGGAGAGCGUCUCCGUGUCGGGCUGCAGCACCCCCACGGGACGCAAGAUGCGCGAGCCGGGACAGAGGAACCUGCAGACAUCCACCUUCUCCAUCAGCAAAGAGACAGAGGGUCUGGACACGAAGACAUCAGUUCGCGUGCGGAACCCUCCCGGCGGGAAGUCCUCCGGCCUCUGCUCGCCUACGGGACUCAAGCAGCGCGAGCCGGGACAGAGGAACAUGCAUACUUCUACUUUCUCUAUUAGCAAAGAGACGGAGGGUCGGGACAAGAGGACACUAGUACACUUGAAGUACCCUCCCGGAGGAAAGUGCUCCGAAUUCUGGUAGACAGUAGACAAUCUUCGUAGAAUUCUGACGUGAUUUUCACACUUUGCCUGUGAAAAGCAAUAGGUACAUACUUAAACCGAACAUGCUUUAUAACUAGUUAAGGCGAACCCGCUAGGAAAAUGCUUGUAUUUUAAAUGACUUGUGUAAAUAAAUUAAUUUGAUCUUUCUUAAUGUUUAUACAAUUCAUUUCUGAAUAUUCUGGCACAAAGCACGGCACGCUAAUAAAAUUGAAAGGAUAAAUAAUAACUUUUUUGUAGCUUAAAUAUUUUGAACAAUGUAGCAAUUGGCUAGAAAUUGUAGGUGCGUACCUAUAAUCUUGUUUAUUCAGGUUAAUAAUUAUUGAAUUAUCGUGUAUAACUGAUUAUUUGUUUAAAUUUUCAAUGUUAACUGGUUAUAAUUAUAUUAUUAUAAGUUUUUAUAUUAAUGUUUUAGAAACUAUAAUCAUUUACAAUAGUUAGUUUUAGAACCCCAAUGAAUAGACUUCCAAAUCCCCUAUUGCUAAAAUGGGUCAAAAUGUUGUGUAUGUUUUUUUAACAAAGUGCAUUUAUAUUUUAAUCUGUUCAUUCGAUUUUUACUACAAAUUCUUAAUCUUAAAUUGUUUUGAGUUUUCAAUACAUGUAUUAAGAUUUUAUGUUUUCUUUCAUAUAACGUUAAGUUAUUAACUGAUUUAAUUUUGUAAGGUACAUUUAAAUAUACUGGUAAGCUUCAGCUAGACUUGAAUGCAAUUAAUUAAUUCAAGAAACAUUUUAACUCUAGCUUUUAAAAAGUCAAACUGAUGCUUACAAGUAAAUAAAACUUAUCACCCAUCUCUCUAUACAUUAAAAACUAAUUAGUUAAAUUGUAAGACCCUUUUAAACCUUAAAAUUGCUGUCAUUAGUCAUAAUAAAAAUAACAAUCAUUUGAAUAAGUGAAAAGCGAUCGUUUAUAUCGUACUUUCGUGUUGUCUAUGUGGAACAUAAAUAUAAAGUAAUACAUAAACUAGAUAUAGAUAAAAACGUUUUGUUAACCACUGUUUUGUAACUCACCUAUGUACUGGCUGUUUUAUUUAGUAUUGAAGUCGAAAGUGUUGAAAUAUUUCACUUUAGCCAUUGUAUAUUAGAUCAUUACAAUUAUUAUUGAAAAUUUUAAGCCAUUUUCAACUAAAUGCAUAUUUGAUAACAUACAUAAAAGAGAGUAGUGUGGGUUCGGUUCUCAAAUUGAGUACGAUUUUUGUUACAAUUUUCGUCUUCAGUAUUUCAAUCUUCAUAAAUAAAACUGGGAUGUAAUUGGUCAGUUUAGGGGCCAAAUAUCGUAAGAUCAGUACAAAAACCUUUUAAUUCUUUUAUCUCUCCGUAUAGAACUAGUCUUUGCAACGGCGUCACAAUUUUUAUAGCAUUUUACAUUAUUUCUAAAUGUAUAUUCUCUAUUAUGCAUUGUCACGAAUAAACAAUGUAAUCUCA
Molecule: messenger RNA, 3479 nt
Organism: Helicoverpa zea (corn earworm)
Lineage: Eukaryota; Metazoa; Arthropoda; Insecta; Lepidoptera; Noctuidae
Gene: CRMP
Product: dihydropyrimidinase
Exons: 16
Coding region: 148-2040 (630 amino acids)
Biological process (GO): pyrimidine nucleobase catabolic process
Cellular component (GO): cytosol; cytoplasm
Molecular function (GO): dihydropyrimidinase activity
Source: RefSeq, a predicted model, not a curated record